GAUACGAGAGAUGUUAGAGAGCAGCCAUCAUCAUUUCACCUAAUUCAUGUCCAGUUUGAAAUGCUAAAAGGUAAGACGAUAAGGAAACGGAAAACUACGAUGGAGUAGGUCAAACCUCUACCGGUCUCAUCCUCUGUUGUUUCCCAAUUUAACCAGGAAGGCUUCAAACACCUGGUGUGACCUUUGCUGUCUGCUGCUAGUGACGAGGUGGAGCAACAAACCUGUUACUUGGGUUGCAGGAGAACAGUGCAGGAGAGGGUCUGAGGCUGAUUACUCCCCCCAUUAGUCUUUGAGGAGGGGGGAGUAGGCGGAGGAGGAAGAGGGAGCUGCUAUAACCACCCAGAGCAUGGGGCAAAAAGUCCCAGGUGGCAUUAAAACCAUUGAUAUGCGGGAUCCGGCGUUCAGCCCCCUGAAGCUGGAGCUACAGGCCCUGAGUCACACCAAGCCGUCUCGACUGGACCUGCUGCUGGACAUGCCACCCGCCAGCGGGGACGUCCAGGUCCAGCACUCGUGGAACAACGAUGACCGCUCCCUCAACAUCUUUGUCAAGGACGACAACAAGCUGGUGUUUCACAGGCACCCUGUGGCGCAGAGCACGGACGCCAUCCGAGGCCAUGUUGGCUAUACAAGGGGACUGCAUGUGUGGGAGAUUAGCUGGGCUAUGCGUCAGAGGGGCACGCACGCUGUGGUCGGAGUGGCUACAAGUGAUGCCCUGCUACACUCUGUGGGCUACACCGCUUUGGUAGGGAGCAACGCAGAGUCCUGGGGCUGGGAUCUGUGCAGGAGUAAACUCUACCACGACGGCAAGAAUCACCCAGGAAAGACCUACCCGGCCUUCCUCGAGCCAGACGACACCUUCAUAAUACCAGACUCCCUUUUAGUAGUCUUGGACAUGGAUGAGGGGACUCUGGGUUACAUAGUUGAUGGACAUUAUUUAGGGGUGGCAUUCAGAGGACUUAAGGGCAGGAAGCUGUACCCAGUGGUGAGCGCCGUGUGGGGACACUGUGAAAUAAGAAUCCGGUACAUAAAUGGACUUGAUCCUGAACCGCUCUCUCUGAUGGACCUGUGUAGGCGUUCGGUGAGGGUGGCAUUAGGAAGAGAACGUCUGUGUGAAAUCCAUAGAUUGCCCCUGCCGGCCUCUCUCAAGAACUACCUGCUCUACCAAUGACUGCGCUGACGGUCACACAACACUCAGCACACCCUCGUCUCUCUUUCUCAUGUUUCUCUGGGAUCCUUCUGGGGUUGAACCCGUUCGACGACAUUGCUCAAACCUCCAGGACUGACUCAGCCUUCAACAACUAUGCUCUGUCAGUGGCUGGGACACCUUUUUUGAGUUUCUUAUCCUGUUUUUAUGACUCUUUACAAUUGUAUUCUCUAACUUUAUAAAAUCAGGAAUCACUGAGCACUAUGCACAUGCUGAUCCAGACGAUGCCCUGACAGUCACCAUGUUGGUGUACCUCCACCAGUUGAUGCGGCACAUGUGGUCGGUAUCUCUGCUGUGUCCGCCGGAGUUUAUGAUUAUGAAUUUAUAUCUUGUAGCCUUUUUAAAUUGUUAUUGGUUGUGCUAAAACAAAAUUGUGUGAUGGAAAUCAAACUUUGAGAGUUGGUGCAGAAAUGCACUGCCAUCAUCUGGCCAUAAGGUGGCAGCACAUACGUCAACCUGUACAUCCUCUCACAUUGAGAAUUAUAACAUGAAAUCCUAGCUGCUUGUAGAAAUUAUGUUUUUAAUGGAUACUAAAUAAAAUUAUGGAACACAAAGGAGAUGCUGACCACUCUAUUGUGAGUCUGUAGUGUAGUGUGGAUGAAUGCACUGUGAGGCAGCUGCAGAGCAGCUCCGACUGCACUAUGUUCUCUGCAAUAUGGAAGUGUGCCCCAUUGCUUACCAUCAAGGCAUCCAACAGGAAUAACAUCAGCAGAAAUUUUAACGGAAGGAUAAUGUCACUGUGAUUAUUUGUAGCAUGCAUCUGCAGGAAAUCUCUCAAUACAAUCACAUCUUUUAAAAAAUAAAUCUGUCACUCCUGCUUUUUGUAGUGCAGUAGUUUUCAACCACUUGCUGACGGGGCCCAAGAGUGCUUUUUUUUUUUUUUUUUUUUUUUUUUUUUUUUUUAUUAUUCUCGAUCAGAUGAUUUCACUGGUUUGCACAUACCCAGCCAGAGAAUGGAAACUAACCAAUGAAAUAUCCACUGAAGUGGUUCUUUAUAAUGAAAACCUGCUACUCUUGGGUCUCACUGGCACAUAGCUGAGAACCAUUGAUGUAGUGUUUGUGUUUUAUGACAUGUAAAGGGGUUCGGGAAACAGACUAUGUAGGUGAACGGCGUAUGUGCCUGAAUCGGUGUACUUCAGAUUUAAGGCACUAUAUCGACAGAAAAAGACAAUCCACACAAAGUGCUGCACAAAUGUAAUAAAAGAUCAGAUUGUCCGAUGCCAUAUCAUAGACCUGUUGAUUAGUAUUUUUUUAAUGUGCAGACGAGGUCCUUAUUCAGCGCCCAGCUGGAUGCGGACACACUGUGCCACACCUUAUUUUCCUUGCUUGCAGCUUCCAUUUUAUUUGUAUUCCUUGUAGAUUUGUUUGUAUCUAUUAAAGUUUAUUUCAAAGU
Molecule: messenger RNA, 2597 nt
Organism: Cottoperca gobio
Lineage: Eukaryota; Metazoa; Chordata; Actinopteri; Perciformes; Bovichtidae
Gene: spsb1
Product: splA/ryanodine receptor domain and SOCS box containing 1
Exons: 3
Coding region: 347-1168 (273 amino acids)
Biological process (GO): intracellular signal transduction; proteasome-mediated ubiquitin-dependent protein catabolic process
Cellular component (GO): SCF ubiquitin ligase complex
Molecular function (GO): protein binding
Source: RefSeq, a predicted model, not a curated record